Messenger RNA from Tetrahymena thermophila SB210, 6756 nucleotides. Its product is annotated as transmembrane protein, putative. Lineage: Eukaryota; Ciliophora; Oligohymenophorea; Hymenostomatida; Tetrahymenidae. The transcript has 18 exons. The record is from RefSeq and is a predicted model, not a curated record.
AUGAUGAUGGAUUACUCAAAUAUUGGAUAUACUUCUUAAUAUACUUUUCAGUUUUAGGUUUCUACUACCACAUUAGAUCAAUAAAAAGAUGCUAUUAGAAUUAUAUUUCCUAAUCCUAUACAUGAUCCUUCAUAAAAUCUAUCAGCUUCUAUUUAAUCAGUUACCUUAACUUAUCAAGAUAACACAGUGACACCACCUUAAACUGUUUAAUUAUAUGCCAUCAAUAUGAGAGUAGAUACCAUAGGAAGGUAUUAUUUUUAAUUUGGCUAAAAGUUUAGCAGUAAUUUGAUCUACACACUGGUUAUUCAAGCAACGGCCUUAGGGGCGAGUCUAAACCAAUAACUUUUAACUAGCAACACUAUUUUAGAAGUUGAAACUAUCAUGGACUUUACAUCAGACUACUCAUUCAUAUAUGAUUACAAUCCUAAUUUUGCAGUUAUUAGGUACACUGUUGCCCCAUAAAGAAAUGUGUAAUUUUCGGUUGACGCCACAGUUUCUGAUCAGGCUUUUAGCCCAGGAGGAGUGUACCCUAUAUUUUUUACAAUAAUAACUUCAAAGUCUUAUUACGGAAAUGUUAAAUUUGAAAUAUCAUUCAUACCUUAGGGUUUCUAAUUCAUAUAAUUUUGUUACUCCGUCUAGGAUACUCAAAUAACAGCUAUAGAACCUUCACUUUAUUCUUGUUAAUUUUAAAAUAAUAAACUUGUAUUUUAUUACAAUAACUAAAAUAUUCCUUCAAAUUUUGCUCUUAAAAUUGCUACUAUUGCAUAAAACGCUAAUAGAAUCGAAGCAAAUGUUGGAUUUAAAUUAAGAGUUAUUUAGUAGCAAGGGAGUCAUAUAACAGAUGAAGUCUCAUAAGAAAAUCUUUUUGGACUGUAGCAGCUAUUUUUAACUCAAACCUCAGUCAAUUUAUCUUACGGAAUUCCUAUUAAUACUCAAUUAAGUCCAAAUUUUUUAAUCUGUCUGAUAAGAAACACAAACACAGUUUAAGGUUCUUCUAUUUUCAAUGCCAUAAAAUUUAUUUUCUAAAUAAAUCAGAGCACACCAAUAGGCCAAGAAUUAGAGCUUCACUUUUAAGUACCAUCAGGCACUGUUCCAGACACUGGAUCAUAUGUAUUAGUUUAAUCCAUAUCUGAAAACUUACCAAAUCUCUCUAAAACAUAAUCAGUAGCUUGUACUGUUGUCAAUAAUUUUGUCUAAACACAUUUAAGAUACAUUAAAUGUACAAACGUGGGUUAAAUAGUGCAAGGAACUAGCUAUCACAUUGGAUUUCGUUUUUAUCUUUCAUAUGACAGUGCACAGUCUAAUUUACCAAAUAAUUUCUCAUAACUUGAUAUAUUUACUGUUUAAUAUCCCAAUUAAGUUCGAACUUUAGACUCUACACCUUUAAAUGUUAAAUAAACAAUUACUACAACUUAAGUAAGAACUGUAAAUGCUAAUGCAUGGUCAUAUAGUUACUAUAACCAAACUAUAGUUACAACUUAACCUUUUGAUACUACUACAAGAGCAGCGUCUUUUAAAAGGCCUUAUCUUAGUGGAGGUACUCUGGGUAUAGUAGCUUCAAGCUCUCCUUAGAAGCUAAUUUUUAGUUUGGAUAUACCAAAUGGAGAUUUGACUACAACUAAUAUGACUCUUUCAUAGACAGUUCCAUACAGUGCAGGCGUUUAAAUAGCAGUAAACCCUCAAAUAUCUUUUGAUGUUAAUACAUAUGUAAACAGUUACUCUCUUUUGAACCAAAAUAUAAGUCACAGCAUAAGCUAUUCUUAGAGCUUAUUCACAAUUAUUUAAGUAUCUGCUUCAACAACUGAUGCUCUUUCUAAACUCUUCACAAGAAAUGACUUUUCAAUAAGCCCAGCAACAAUUAACUUUAAGACUACUCCAUAUGCAACAUAAAAUAUUUUGGAUUUCUACAUAAUGACUUAUGAUUAAAUUUUAGGUCCAACUCCUGUUCUUGGAGGAUAUUACCUAGCCAAUUCAUAUACAGUAGAUUUUUCAGUCCAAAAUUAAAAUUACUAAUUGUCAAUAGUAAAUUAGUACAAAGGAACUACAUUUGGAAAUAUUCCUUCUGUUGUACCGACUUUGCUAUCUCUUACCAUAACUUUUCAAGCAAGUGAUAUUACUUCAGGAAAUUAAGGGUUCAUCAUUUUUUUUGAGGGAGGUUCAUUCAUAAGUGAUGUUAGCUUUUAAAAUAAUGAAACAAAACCUUAAAUUGUUCAGUGUGGAUCCAGUAUUCUAAAUAAUAAUACCUAGUAUCUAGGAUAUGGGACAAUAUCUACAAACGCAGCAAACUUAAUUAGUCAUGGAUUGAUUUAUCAAAAUAUGAACUAGCUAGUCAUAACAAAUUUAACUCUUACAGCUGGAACUUCUGUAACAAUAAUUCUGCCAAUUUAGUUAAAUCAAUACUCUGAUUAAUUUGAGGUUUAUGUUGCUACAAUUGAAAUUGAUCCAAAUUACAAACAAUUUUAAAAGAGUAACUAUUAUUAAUAUGACAUGAUAUACAGGCUGAGUGCUUCUUCUCAGAAUUUAGUUGAGGCUAAUUCAAACAUCCAUAGAAGACUUAUUUUUGGAAACUAGUUGAGCUCACUGACGAAUUUUCCUAAUGAUAGCUUAUUUCCAACAAUUUAGAGAAAUUCAUUCACAUUUAAAAAUUUAAAUAAUAUAGGAAGUACUGUUUAAAUGUCUGUCGAUUUAAAGUUUGUAGACUCUGAUCCUAUUUAAAAUAAUUAUUAAAAUGAUUAGAAGACAAGUUUUCUUUCUGGAUCAGCGUUUACAUUAAUAGCAUCUUGGAGUUUUUUAAACACCCAAAGUAGCUAAGGAUGUUUCUACUUUAAUUUUAGCUAUAAUAAUACUAGCAAUCCUCCUUAAACACUCUAAAGAUUUGUGAUGUAUUGCCCGAUUUCUGCUGCAGAUACUAGCAGUCUUUAACAAUCUAUAAGUAACUUUUUGAUACCCUAAACAUCAACAUAAACUCCUUCUGAUACUAUAUUUGCAAUAAGUAAUGCAUAGGGAUAUUUGAGAUAUGCUUAUCAAUUCUCUUAAAACAUAUAAAAUCCAAAUAAUAUUUAAGUUACAGUUCUUUCAGCAAAACUUUUUUGGGGUACAUAAGAUAAUCUGAUUUAAUAUUAAAUCUCACAAAUCAACACUAACAUACCUUUUUAAUAAGGUAUGAUGGUUAGAAUACUUUAGAGCUUUACGAGCUAAUACAUCAUUCCAGGUAAGUAAUGCUUAUUUUACGAUCCUCAGUAUUAAGUAUUUGAAUAUGCCUGCACAGUGUAAAUCAGUUCAAACAACUUACAAAUUGAUUUCUUGAUAGGAAAUUCCUGCAAAUAUUGUACUUUUAAAAGUACAUUUGUCAUUUAUCAUUAUGCAAACCAAAUAAUUGCAAGUGGAAAUAACAAUAAAGAUAAAAGUUUCACAGCUAAUCUAUGUUUAACCUAUGUCACAAACUAAAGUGGUACUUACUAAUGCUAAUUGCUUGCCUAAACACCAAACCCAUCUCCUUAUUUGUUUCAGGAUGUUUCUUCAAGCCCACCUCCUCAAAAAUUGAAUAUAAAUACUUACUAAAUAUAAUUUAAGCCUUAGUCUUAUGGAUAGGUUGGAUAAUUUAGUCUUUCUUUUGGGUUUAAUUACUAAAGUUUAGCUUAGAUACAAUUUAAUGCAAAUAUUUUUGAUAGAAUAGUACUUAAUUUAGGUACUUUUGGUGUUUAUAAUAAGCAGCUUUUUGAUUAAACAAUUAAUUCAAGAAUAUGCUAGAUUUUUUAAGAUAAUGGAAACGGAAACACAUAACUUACAGGCUUAUUUAGUUCUCUUACAUAUAUAAACUCAAACUCAGGAGGUAGUCUUCUUUUAACAAUAAAAUAAGAUUUAAAAGACACAAACAAUUUUAUUUUUACUUGCUCUAAUGUUAUUUAUCCAAGUGCUACUAUUGUUUUACCUAUCAAUAUUGUAAUUCAAGAUUAUCUUUAUACAUCUGUCUUCUAGUAAAGUGAUAAUUAUCAAUUCCCUUCUCAAUUUAAUCCUCCAAAUUAUUUUUCAAUUGGUUAUCCCUUUAUCUAAAGCAUUCUAGGAAAUAAAUAAGGAUCUAUAAGCUCUAUCACAUUUUCCAUUAAAACAAAAUCAACUUAAUUGUUAAAUGGCAAAAGUUCAAUUUUCAUACAAUUUCCAUUUAAUUAUGAUAUUAAUGGUAAUCUAAAAUACUCUUUUUCUUGCUAAGUAAAUUCUAUAAGAGUGGAUUGCUUUAUAGAUUCAUGGAAUACUCUAAGGUUUAGUGGAAUUCCGUAACAAAGUUCAAAUUUACUUUUAGUGAUUGUUUCUGGUGUGAGUCUAGCAAAGUACAACUAAUUUGCCAAAUUUUCUUUUUUAGUUGUUUUUGAUUAUACAAAUCCAUCUAUUUUUGAAGAAGGUGUAGCAGAUUCGAUUAUGGAGUCAAAUUUUACGACUUAGCCUCUGAUUAUAAAUUCAAUGCAGCUUUCAAAUACAAUUUUAGAUCAGUUAUCAAGCUAUACUUUCUACUUAACAUUAAACUCAACUUACAUAACAUCAACAUCUUAAUUCUAAGUUAACUUUCCCUCCAUUUGGAAAAUCACAAAUGAUGAAAAUGUUAGCCAAUGCCUGAUUUAAAAUGUAGAAUAAAAUAAUAUUUUGGGAUAGUUUUGUAGAAGAGAAGGAAGUACAGUAAUAUUUAAGAUAUUUUCAGGAAGUUAAGAAAUUUCUUAGAACUAGACAUCAUCUUCAACUCUCAGCACUUUUUUAUUAUAUAUAACAAAUAUAAACAAUCCAGAAAUUUGGCUCUCUAAUAUUGUUUUUGUUAAACCAUCUGUGAGUUUAGUAGAUACUCUAACAGGCUCAACUAUUUACUACGGAGACUCUUAUUUAAUGAAUAGUAACGCUAUUAAUUUUUAGUAAAUUAAUUAAACUCAAUAUCUUGGAUGGUUUGAUAGCAAUGGAAAUCAAAUUUACUAAGUAGAUGCUGUUAAUGGAGUACUUUAAACAUAAAUUUUCUUAAGGCCACUAAAUACUAGCUUGAGCUUUUAAGGGUAAAUCUCAAUAAGUUUAAGUGAUACUAGCUAAUAAAAGUUAACUAUUUUUCCAAAGACUCCUAUAUGUUCUAUCGGAGAUACUAGUUUAAAGGUGUUCAUUGGAGGUAAUUCAUAAACUAGAUAAGGAUCAUAUAUUGCUAUGUUUUAUAAAGUCUCAGACCCAUUCAAUUUAUACUCAAAUAUCCCAUCAAUAUAAAUAAAUGUUAGGAAUAAUAUUGUUUCAGUAAACUACUCUGUAAUGAAGCUAAAAGUUCCUAAAAAUGGUAUAUCUCCACCUAUUGUUCUAGAUCUUUCUAAUCAAAGAAUAAUAGAUAGCAUCACAGUAUAACCUGUUGCUAACGGUGAUAUUGAAGUUAUUUAAGGAGCUUCUAUGAAAUUUGAUCAAUUCAAUGUUUAAUAAAUUUUCUAAUUCUAAGUUAAUAACAAUAUUGUAGAUAGUGUUUUUACUAUUUCCUUUAACACAUUUGGACCUGGAUCAUAAUUUAUUUAAGCAAAUAGCAAAAUCAAUGUGGAGUUAGACUUAAAUAACUAUUAAUUUACUAAGCUAUCUAUUACAAUAGAUUCUACUAAAGUAACACCAACAAGCUAACCAGUUGAAUUCACAUGUAGCAACAUAGGAAUCAUAUAUUAUAGAAUAUCUUAACUUAGCUAGCCACCUGCAACUGCUGCAUUCAUAAAGCAAUAAUCAAUUGCAUAAUUUUAAAACUUUUAAGAUUCUUACAGCCUUAUUGAAUAAUAUGGAUACAUUUUAUCAAAUGGUGCUGUGCUUACUGUACAAAUGACAAACUUAUCUUCAUUACAAUAGUAUAAAGUGGAAGCCUUUUGCUAAACGUUUAACGGAGAUAGUAGUGAUAAAGUGAAUGCCUAAUUCUAAACAAGCGAUAAUGGAUCUCUUCUCAAUUAAUUCACAAUUUAAUUUGUUUCCAACCUUACAGACUCUCAAAAGAGAAAGUUAUGUUGUAUUAUAUCUGAAUUUUUAACUAUCCCUUCAAGUCUUGUUUACUUAAGGGAAGGGAGCAAAUGCAAAUCCUCAUAACUAAGAGUUAGCUUUAUUAGUCCACAACCCUUACCUAAUAAUACUCAAUCCACUUCCUAAGCAGUAGUUUAUAUAGCUCCUUUAAACUAUUUACCUAAUGUUUAGUAUUUUAACUACAUGGCUGCAGCUAUUUCAGACUAGAAAAACUUUAUCAGAAUACUUUCAAGCUACAUUCCAAGCUUACCAAAGAUUUAAUCUAUUUCAAAUCCUGUCUAAAUUCAAUAUUCAACAAUAUCAUUUGAUUUAAGUACUCCUGACAAAAUAACAAUUGGUUAAACUAACGUAACUAUUUCUAACCUUAAGCUUACUUCUAAUGGGUUCAUUUAUCUAGCUUUAGAAGAAUUAUCGGCGAAUUCAAUUAAACCUGAUCCUAGUUAACUUUAAAAAGGAGUCAAUUACUAAGGAACUGUAUUUAAAAAUGGAAUGUAAAUAGCCUAUUAAAAUGUGCAAUUAUAUAAGCAGUCAAGUUUUUAUUUCGAUUAACUUAAAAAUGGAACACAAUACAUUAUUUAUUUUAUGGGUGGUAGUGAAUUUUAAGAUGAUUUAACGACUUAUACAGAAGUAUUUACAAGAUAAUUCUAGACAUUAUCACUAUCUAUAGGAGUAACUAUAACUUCACUAUCAUAGAUACUCACCUGCCUACAUUUUUUUACUUUAAUAAUUAUUUUAUAAAUAAUCUAUUGA